Molecule: messenger RNA, 4030 nt
Organism: Solea senegalensis (Senegalese sole)
Lineage: Eukaryota; Metazoa; Chordata; Actinopteri; Pleuronectiformes; Soleidae
Product: NACHT, LRR and PYD domains-containing protein 12-like
Exons: 10
Coding region: 151-2874 (907 amino acids)
Molecular function (GO): protein binding
Source: RefSeq, a predicted model, not a curated record
CAAAUCAAAUCAAUUCAAAAAGGGUCACAUGAUCUGUGACUUUUGUUCAGACUCCACGUCUACUGCGCAGUAGAAGACAAAACGAGGACACAGCAGAGUCUCCAUGACCCAGCUGUCCCAGCUCUAGACGUGAACAUCUGAACUUCAGUAAUGAAUCUGGAUCCUCAGACACAAACAGAUGUUGGUCUGCAGGAGGUUCUAGAUAAACAUAAGAUCAGUCUGAGGAGGAGAUUUGAACAUGUGACUGAAGAAACUGAUGGAACAGGAAAUAGAACCCUUCUGAACAAGAUCUUCCCUGAGCUCUACAUCACAGAGGGACAGAGUGAAGAGGUCAAUACUCAACAUGAGGUGAUGCAGCUGGAGACAACCUCCAAGAAGAAGAUAGUCCAGGACACUCCCAUCAAGUGCUGUGACAUCUUUAAAGCCUUACCUGACCAGCAGGGACGCAUCAGAGUCGUCCUGACCAACGGUGUCGCUGGUGUUGGAAAAAACUUCUCGGUGCAGAAGUUCACUCUGGACUGGGCUGAGGGUUUGGAAAACCAGAAUGUGAAUCUGCUGAUUCUGCUUUCGUUCAGGGAGCUGAACCUGAUCAGACAUCAGCAGCACAGUCUUCUCACACUGCUCCAUGUUUUCUAUCCAACAUUACAGAAGGUCAGCACAGAGAAGCUCGCUGUCUGUAAACUUUUGUUCAUCUUUGACCGCCUGGAUGAAAGCAGACUCUCACUGGACUUCAACAGCCGGACCCUUGUUUCUGAUGUCACACACAGGUCAUCAGUCAACGUGCUGCUGACCAACCUCAUCCAGGGGAAUCUGCUGCCCUCGGCUCUCAUCUGGAUAACUUCCCGACCUGCAGCAGCCAAUCAGAUCCCUCUUACAUGUAUUGACAGGGUAACGGAAGUACGGGGCUUCACCGACGACCAAAAGGACGAGUACUUCAGGAAGAGAUCCAGAGAUGAAGAGCUGUACAGCAGAAUCAUCUCACACAUCAAGACGUCCAGGAGUCUCCACAUCAUGUGUCAAAUCCCAGUCUUCUGCUGGAUCAGUGCUACAGUUCUGGAGCACAUGUUUACCACAGAGCACAGAGAAGAGCUGCCCAAGACCCUGACAGACCUGUACUCACACUUCCUGCUGGUUCAGACAAAGAAGAAGAAGAACAAGUACGAUAAAGGAAGUGAGACAAGUCCACAGGAGCUGAUGGAGGCUGACAGGGACAUUCUUCUGAAGCUGGGGAGGCUGGCCUUUGAACAUCUACACAAAGGAUACAUCAUGCUCUACCAAGAAGACCUGGAGCGGUGUGGUCUUGAUGUGACAGAGGCCUUGGUGUACUCAGGAGUUUGUACAGAGAUCUUCAGAAGAGAGAGUGUGAUCUUCCAGAAAACAGUCUACUGCUUUGUUCAUGUGAGCGUUCAGGAGUUUCUGGCUGCAGUCUACAUGUUCCACUGUUUCACCAACAGGAAGACAAAGGUCCUGAAGAACUUCCUGGGAGAACAAUACUCCGCCCAGAGCCAAACACCUCAUUUUCACUUAUCUCUGGAUGUGUUCCUGAAAGGAGCCAUGGAGAAAUCCCUUCAAAGUGAAAAUGGUCAUCUGGACCUGUUUGUUCGCUUUCUCCAUGGACUCUGUCUGGGGGCCAACCAGAGACUCUUAGGGGGCCUGCUGGGUCAGACUAAGAACAGUCCAGAAAUCAUCCAAAUAGUUAUCAAGAACCUAAAAACAAUGAACACAGACAACAUCUCACCUGACAGAAGCAUCAACAUCUUCCACUGUCUGACAGAGAUGGACGACCAAUCAGUGCACCAGGAGAUCCAAGAGUUCAUGAAGUCAAAAGACAGAAGACAGAAACUCUCUGAGAUCCAAUGCUCAGCUCUGGCCUACAUGCUGCAGAUGUCUGAGGAGGUUGUGGAAGAGUUUCAGCUGAGAAUGUACAGAACAUCAGCCCAGGGAAAACACAGACUGAUUCCAGCUGUGAGGAACUGCAGGAAGGCUGAGUUGACGAGAUGCAGUUUGUCAGAGAUCAGCUGUUCUUCUUUGGCCUCAGCUCUGAAGUCCAACCCCUCCCACCUGAGAGAGCUGAACCUGAACUGCAACAAGACGCUGCAGGAUUCAGGAGUGAAGCUGCUGUGUUCUGGACUGGAGAGUCCACACUGUAGACUGGAGACUCUGGAGUUGGGUGACUGCAGUUUGUCAGAGAUCAGCUGUUCUUCUUUGGCCUCAACUCUGAAGUCCAACCCCUCCCACCUGAGAGAACUGGACCUGAGCAACAACAAGCUGCAGGAUUCAGGGGUGAAGCUGCUGUGUUCUGGACUGGAGAGUCCACACUGUAGACUGGAGAGUCUGGGGUUGAUGAGCUGCAGUUUGUCAGAGAUCAGCUGUUCUUCUCUGGCCUCAGCUCUGAGGUCCAACCCCUCCCACCUGAGAGAACUGGACCUGAACUUCAACAAGCUGCAGGAUUCGGGGGUGAAGCUGCUUUGUUCUGGACUGGAGAGUCCACACUGUAGACUGGAGAUUCUGUGGUUGAUGGACUGCAGUUUGUCAGAGAUCAGCUGUUCUUCUCUGGCCUCAGCUCUGAAGUCCAACCCCUCUCACCUGAGAAAACUGAAUCUGAAAUACAACAAACUGCAGGACUCAGGAGUGAAGCUGUUGUGUCCUGGACUGGAGAGUCCACACUGUAGACUGGAGAGUCUGGGGUUGAGGGGCUGCAGUUUAUCAGACAUCAGCUGUUCUUCUCUGGCCUCAGCUCUGAAGUCCAACCCCUCCCACCUGAGAGAACUGGACCUGAAUGGGAACGAGCUGCAGGAUCCAGGAACGAAGCUACUGUCUGAUCUUGUGAUGAGUCCAGACCACAGACUGGACACUCUGAGGUGGAUACCAUGAACUUGAUGAAUGUGAGAGUGAAGAGGACAGUGUGUGUGUCGACAGAAGAUUCGUCACGAGGCCUGCACUGCGAUGCCGCUUCAACUGAUCUGUGACGAAACUCAUCUGAAGGACACACCUAACAAAAACACAAAUGAUGACGUUUGUUGUGCAUGAACUCUGGAGAAAAGUUUGUGGCCACAUGUUAACAGCUUCUUCUUCCGUAGCAUAGCAGAAGUGAGAUCUGCGGCUGAGAAGAACAGCCAAAGAUGUGCGCUGUAACAGCCACAAUUUCUGCAAUGCAUUUUGCCUUGUCCAUCUUCAUUCUGCUGCAUAUAAAGUAGCCAUGUAUCUCCUCAGCUGAUUGGCUAAAAAAAACAACAAAAGCCCUUGGAAUUGGUUUAAGACCCCCAAUACUGUGAUUUGAAGCAUGAGUGACUUUUUUAAUACUCUCGUAUUUUUACUCGACUUCCUGCUGGUUUUCUUGUGGCUGGGCACAUAGCUGAACACACUGGACAUACAGUUUUCUCUUGGCUUCUGGUUUUGUGGCACAGCAGGUGAGAAUCAGAGCAAGGCUGUUGUGGAGGAGUGUCCUAAAGAGGGAAUAAAUACACACACACACACACACACUGGACAUAGACUGACACUGUGGAGUUGAAGGCUGUUGUGGAGGAGUGUCCGUUAUUUCAGGGUUAAACUCUGCCAGAGAUUUUCCAGCACCAACAUGGGAACUUCUUCCCACACGGCUGGAAGCAACUUCUUAUCAUUUAUUUGUCCCCGGUGUAAAAAGACCUUUUUCACAACAGAUAUACAGGUUUUUAUGAAUAACACUUUAACCCAUAGAAGCCUCAUUUUCUGGAAUAAUUAUACUGUUUGGUCAUUAUAGUAUUGCUAAAACAACAAAUCUAAUGGUGGCCUUAGACUUUUUGCACAGUACUCACAGUAUCAUGCUUUGCCCCCCAGUCACAGGAUUUAACGUUUUUGUUCUGCAGUUCUGCACCGAUUCACUUACAUUUAGUCGUGGGGACAUGGGAGAGACAGUUAUGAUUAAGAUUCCUGCAGCAGAUGAAUUCAAAUAAAUGUAACAAUAAAUAAUUGUACUGCUGCUACUACUACAGCAAUAUGUGAAGUAUUGUGAUGUUGCAGUGUAAUUAAACAGAGACAGUGAAUGAAAACA